Molecule: messenger RNA, 927 nt
Organism: Trichomonas vaginalis G3
Lineage: Eukaryota; Parabasalia; Trichomonadida; Trichomonadidae
Product: protein kinase protein
Exons: 1
Coding region: 1-927 (308 amino acids)
Biological process (GO): signal transduction; endocytosis; peptidyl-serine phosphorylation
Cellular component (GO): cytoplasm; nucleus
Molecular function (GO): ATP binding; protein serine/threonine kinase activity
Source: RefSeq, a predicted model, not a curated record
AUGCUGAAAAUUGAAACAGAAAGUGACAAUAAGAAGAGUACACUACUAAACGAGCAUAGGGUUUACGAAGUUAUACAGAAAAAACAACCUGAAGAAUAUAGAAAGAGAUUUUUAAUCGAAUAUGCAUAUGAUAAAAGAAGUAAUGUUCAUAUAUCCGCAUUAGAGUUAUUAGGAGCUAAUUUAGAUGAUCUUAAGCGUGUAACUAAUGGAUAUUUAGUUGAUAUUAACAAUACAUUACGAAUUGCAGUUGAAACACUAAGAUGUAUAAAAGAUUUACAUGCUAUGGGAAUUGUUCAUGGAGAUAUUAAACCUGGAAAUUUCCUAGUUAGACCAAACAGAAGAUUCCCUAUUGCAUUAAUUGAUUUUGGUUUAUCAGAAAUAGAAGAUGAGGAUAAUGGAAGUUCAAAAUACAAAGGAACUCCAAAAUAUUCUUCAUUACCAGUGCUUUCAGGAACAAGACCUAAGAAAUGUGAUGACAUUUACUCUUGGAUAAUAUCUAUGGUUUAUCUUCUCUGCGGUUCUCUUCCAUGGUCUCAUAUCAACAAUAAGGAUAAGAUUAAAGAAAUGAUGGAGGAUGAAGAUGGUGAGAAAUUUAAAAAGUUUGUUCCUCAAGAGCUGAUGGAAAUAUAUCAAUAUGCUUCAUCUCUUGCUAAUGAUGAUAGAAAUGCUGAAAUUGAUUAUGAAAAAAUUGAAGAUCUCCUUGCAAGAAGUAUUGUGCGUCAUUAUGUUCAAUGGAAGGAUCCAUAUUUCUGGGAAGAUAUCAAAGAAGAAGUAAUGCUUCGUGUUUCUCCCAUACUCUUGACAAUUAAUAGUGGAGAUAAACCAAUACCGCACCCAGAUCCGGAUUCAGAUUUAUAUGAUAAUGAAGUGUCUAUAGAGUUAGUAUUCGAUGAUUCAAAGAAACGUGGCUGUUGCUAUUUAAUAUAA